AUGGCGCCACCACCACCCAAGAAUCCUAUCUUGUCCACAUACCACCUCCGCUUCCUCCUCCUUGCGUCUGCCGCCACCUUCUCCGCCGCCUUUUCCUCCCACUCCUACUCCUCCGCCUCCCCCUCCCUGGCACCCGCUGUUUCCUCCCACUCCUACUCCUCCGCCUGCCCCUCUCUGCCACCCGCUGCCGACCGCCACACCGACGCCGACGACGCCCUUUCACUCACCCGCUCAUUCCAGAUAGAGAACGGCCACUUCUCCGCCGCCACGGACAGCCUCUUCUCCGUCGACGGUCACCUCCACGGCAGCUAUCGCUCCUUCUCCCUUUACCCCCGCCAUGUCCUGCGCACCACCGACCCGACUCUCGUCCACCUCAUCGCCGUCAUCAUCCUCAUCGGCCCCCGGAGCGGUGAUUACGCCGUCGUCGAGGCCGCCGAGUCCGUCUCCUUCGACCUCGACGGUUACUACUCCUUCGCCUCGCUCCAACUCUGCAUGGCAGGGGCGGGGGCAGAGCGCGCUGCCAACGGCCGUCCAAAGUACUACGAGGCCGUCGCCCUCAGCCUCCGCAUCCCUAGCCCUUUCAGCCUCACCGAUCCCUUCGUGACCGGCAGCCUAGAUGGAUCCUCCGACUUCGAGCCCAUCCAGCUGCUCGCGUACGCGGACGGCCACGGCCACGACUACAAGUACCGCGAGCGCUCCCCUUGCGACCCACCGGUGCAGCUAGCCAGGGGCUCGCUCCGGGCGCUCGGCGGCAGCUACGCGUGCGCCUACUUGAAAGAGCGGCUCGUGACCUCGUACAGGCUGCUGGAUCACGAGGGCGGCUCCCCGGCCAAGCUUCCCUGGAUGCACGUCAGCCAGAUGCAGUGCAACGAGGACGGCGCCCUGCGCGCCUACAUGGUGGUCUCCAACGACACCGGGUCCGUGAGGCGUGAGCACCGUCAGUUCUACCACCUCCUGGCCGAUGAGGAGGCGCUCGUGGCCGACGGGCACUGGGACCCGGCUCAGGACAUGUUCUGCCUUAGAGCGUGCUGGGUGGCGCCGUCAACCCUGGCGGUGCGCGAGUGCGGGAUCGGGAUGAGCUUCUGGUUUCCGGCCACAUGGACGGUCCAUGAGCGGAGCGUCGUGGCCGGCGUGCUCUGGAACUCGACUCAGGGGAGGACCAGCAGCCUCGACGCCGGAGCAAUCUCAGGUGUGAUGUCGGCCUUCAGCAUGGACGACCACAGAAGAAACAUCUCCGACGUGCAGUACAAGUACAACGACACGAUGCUUGAGGUGGCCAAGAAACACUAUCUGAAGAUCAGCAAGGAGGAGAAGAUCAAGGGGUCCUUCCCAGUCCCGGGUAAACAUACCACUUACCAUGACUUGAGCCUCCGGUUCUGGAUGUUCGGGGCGAACAUUAACGCGGUUACCGUGAGGGGGGACGCCUACCCAGUCACGAUCGGCUCGGUGAUGACAGGAGAGGAAAUGCUCAUGACCACCCAGGUCGACACGAAGCACCUGCACGAUCCGCUGAACGUCAGCUACGACAUACACUAUUAUGCUCCACUGGGCAAUUCCUACUCGUAUAGUAGCCAGAAGGAAGAGCGAAGAAUCUCGGCCGAGGGCGUUUACGAUCCCAAGAAGGGCGUCCUGUGCAUGGUCGGCUGCGAACAGCGCGACGGCUCCAUGGACUGUCAGAUGCUGAUCACCGUGCAGUUCACCUCCCUGGAGGACAGGGCGGGGGGACUCGGUGGCGGCGGCGGAGCAAUCAGCAGCCUCAGGGACAGGUCCGACCGUCUUUUCUUCGAGAGGAAAAACAUCACUCUGUACGGGAUGUACGCAGAACAAGUGCCCGAGGCGAUAUCGAGGAUGGACUUGGAGAGCAUCAUGGUGGUGGCCUCCGUGACGCUGUCCUGCGUCUUCACCGCCCUGCAGAUCCUCCACGUCAAGAAGAACCCCGAGGCCGCUGCGGCAACGUCCAUCACCAUGCUCACCAUCCUCACCUUGGGGCACCUCACCCCUCUCGUGCUCAAUUUUGAGGUCAUUUUCCCUAGCAGGAGGAGCCAGUACGACCUGUACUCCACGGACGGGUCACUUGAGCUGAAUCAAGUGAUGAUGAAGGUGCCUACGCUGAUCGCCUUCGUGCUGCAGCUACGCCUUCUUCAGCUGGUGGUGGCUGGCCAUCUGAGCUCGGCCAACCAGAGUGAACCAGCGACCUCCGUGUCAGAGAAGACCGUGCUGCAGAUAUGCCUGCCACUGUACCUACUCGGAGGAGUCCUGGCCACGGUCGUCCACAUGAUCAAUGUCCGCUCCGAGGAGAAGUCACUGGUUGUUCGCAUCGGCGGAGAGGCGGCCACGCUCUGGGACGAGCUCUUGUCGUAUGCAGGGCUGGUACUAGACGGCUUCCUGCUCCCUCAGGUCAUCCUGAACGCGUCCUUGUCAAGCUCCAGAGUUCGAGCGAUUUCGCCGUGGUUUUACAUGGGGGGCACCAUGAUCCGCGUGGUGCCUCACGUGUAUGAUGUGGUCAGAAUGCAGAUCUACGCGCCGAGUAUGAGGCCCUCUGACAUAUACGCGAGCCCUGGCGGCGACCUCUUUGGUGUAGCGUGGGAUGUACUUAUAUUCUGUGGAGCGGCGUUGUUGGCAUCGCUCUUGUUCUUGCAGCAACGGCUUGGAUCCAGCACCUUAUCGCUUCCUUGGCAGAGGAGAUCGGGCGGAUGUGAGAUGGUCUCUCACAUCUAA
Molecule: messenger RNA, 2718 nt
Organism: Triticum turgidum subsp. durum (durum wheat)
Lineage: Eukaryota; Viridiplantae; Streptophyta; Magnoliopsida; Poales; Poaceae
Source: the annotation of a GenBank genome assembly